Tinamus guttatus (white-throated tinamou) is the source of this 764-nucleotide messenger RNA. Its product is annotated as SYS1 golgi trafficking protein. Gene Ontology annotation, biological process: Golgi to endosome transport; protein localization to Golgi apparatus; Golgi to plasma membrane protein transport. NCBI's taxonomy places the organism in Eukaryota, Metazoa, Chordata, Aves, Tinamiformes, Tinamidae. Gene Ontology annotation, cellular component: Golgi membrane; trans-Golgi network. The record is from RefSeq and is a predicted model, not a curated record.
GUCCGGCGCGCUGUCAUGGCGGCGCAGUUCCGCAGCUACGUGUGGGACCCGGCGCUGAUCGUGGCGCAGAUGGCGCUGCUGCAGGCCGCCUACUACAGCUCCCUGGGGCUCUGGCUCGCGCUCCUGGGCGCCCUCGGCCGCACCGCGCCCUCCCUGCAGCAGAUCUUCAGCGACGAGAUUUUAGGCUUCUCGACGCCGCCCGGGAGGCUCUCCAUGAUGGCUUUUGUCCUCAACGCGCUCACCUGUGCUCUGGGCUUGCUGUACUUCAUCCGCCGCGGAAAGCAGUGCCUGGAUUUCACAGUCACCGUUCACUUCUUCCAUCUCCUGGCAUGCUGGAUUUACAACUCUCACUUUCCCUCCACUCUCACGUGGUGGCUAGUGCACAUCGUGUGCACGGCCCUCAUGGCUGUCAUCGGGGAGUACCUCUGCAUGAGGAUAGAACUGAAAGAAAUCCCCUUGAAUUCUGCCCCCAAAUCCAAUGUAUAAACUUGCUGUGCCAAGAAACAAGCUGCAUUAAGUCAUUGUUUCCAGCACAAGAGCAUCUAAUGCCUGAAGAAUCAUCCCGGAGAAGCGCAGCAGGCCUGUCGAGUCUUUUUUUAGACCUUGGUGACUGCAUGAGUGUGGACAUCUCUGCUGUCAUCAUCAGACAACGGAGAGGAUGAGGAGCUGUUUGUUUUAUUAACACAAAGCGUUCAACAUGACUGCAUUGCAAGAGUGCUCCUAAACUCUUCCCUCAGGACUGUUAAAAGGCAGGUGGCAAAACC